GGAAAUCUAGAAGGCGUUGAUGGUGGUUCACUUUUCAUCAAAAUAUUGACUCAUGCACAAAUUUGAAUUGCAUGUCAAGCAAUCAACCCACGUGCGGCUGUAAUGGCGGAAGAUGCAGCGUUGAGAAACUUUCGGGACUUCCUCUUGAUAUACAACAGGAUGACCGAGAUGUGCUUCCGACAGUGUGUGAAUAACCUGAAUUAUCGGGACCUAACGCCUGAUGAGAGCCAGUGUGUGGAUUACUGUGCCGGCAAAACGAUAAAUGUCAACCACAGAAUGAUGUCUGUCUACAUGGAAGUCCAGCCAGAAAUGAUGAAGCGCUCCAUAGAAGCACAGCAACAGCUAAACGCACAGCAAAGUGUACAAAGCCCGAGUUAGCAUUGCUUACUGUUAAUUUGCAGGGAACAACAGCCAUAGCUGAAACAGUCUGUGGAACAGUGCUCAAUGUAAUAGUAUUAAUUUAAUGUGAAGUUCUGUACAUUAUAUGGCGUCACCCAAAGGGGCCAUAUCGAUGUUGGCAUUAUUGUUGGUUGUAUUUGAGCUGUUUGUUGUGGCAUCUCAAUAAAUGUCAAAGAAUCUUGAU
Messenger RNA from Rhipicephalus microplus (southern cattle tick), 583 nucleotides. RefSeq names its product Translocase of inner membrane 9b (gene Tim9b). NCBI's taxonomy places the organism in Eukaryota, Metazoa, Arthropoda, Arachnida, Ixodida, Ixodidae. The record is from RefSeq and is a predicted model, not a curated record.